Ylistrum balloti is the source of this 2832-nucleotide messenger RNA. RefSeq lists its product as uncharacterized. The transcript is spliced from 9 exons. Lineage: Eukaryota; Metazoa; Mollusca; Bivalvia; Pectinida; Pectinidae. Gene Ontology annotation, cellular component: membrane. The record is from RefSeq and is a predicted model, not a curated record. Bases 1 to 2832 code for a protein of 943 amino acids.
AUGAUAAAUUUCAGAAAACUGCCAUUUUGGGAAAAGUUUUCGUUCGGCAGAUCAGAUCUGAAUGCUCAUUUUUUACCGAACCAUUCAACACAUGUCCAAUCGUAUAAUUAUGACAACGAUCCAGACUACAAUGUAGUAAUAACACCGGCACCAGACUACGACGAAAGCCCAAAACAUUCAAGAAGUUUUAAAAGUUUCUGGACUAUGAAAGGAAGAUCGAAGAACGCACCUAAAAGAAUACAUUAUUUUUACGAUUCUGGCGAUAAUGAAAACUCUCAGAAACGGAAAAAAGAUCACCACUGCUCUCACAAGCAGCAUCGUAAGCAUUCUCCAGAACGAGAGGAAAGCCCUUCAGAUGAUUCAGACAGCAGUUUUUCUAGUACAUCAACACACAGCACGAUGCAUUACAGGAAAGUAUCAAAGGACAAGAGACACCGGAGAAGAAAUAGGUCAUCUUCCGAAGAAAAGCAGGAACGGAAAUCUCGAGCGCGUUCUUCGAAGAAUCACGAACAUGAUUUUGAAUCAUCUCCUUACUUUAAACGAAAGCACAGGCGAGGAUCACCACUGCAACGUAAUCAGGACGGGAUUUCCUGUCGAAGAAAAGAAAAGGACAAACGCACCUCAGACAGUGAUCAUAAACGUGGAAUACGAGAAAAUGGCCGGGAUAGCUACGCCUCAGAUAGUUCUUCUGACAGAAUACAAGCGAAGACAAUGCGACAAAGGAAACAAACUAAAUCCAAGAAAAGUAGGAAAAUUAUUGUUUCUGACACGGACGAAAAUUGGACGAUACGUGAAAAAACAAAAAAGCGAUCUGAUGGUGUGAUGUUGAAAAUAACAAUGAAUGAUCUGAGGAAUGUUAUUACAGAAAACGUUUUAUCGGCGGUAAAGCAGGGAAUCGACGAUGAUAUGACGAAACAACCUAUGAAAUGUGUUUCACCGGAAAUACUCACCACGGACACAGAGACACUUAAUAGUGGGUUUUCCGCCGGAAGUUGCAACUCCACCGAUGCAUUAUUACCCGUCAUAUCUGGAAGAAGAAUGUCAUCUGCUUUUCAGCCUGUUCCACAGAGACAGAGUGGGAUGUUGAAACGGUUUAUACCCGUACCUUCAUCCGCUAGUUCUGACAACACUGGGAGUCGGAAUAGUUCUGUUGCUACAGUAAAAAGUUUCCUGUCUGGCAGCACGACUGACGCGGUCGACAUGGCAGUAGGGACUGCUGGCAACGGGGGUGGUUUUGGCGCAUCGAUGGCACACUACGACCGGCUAGAAGAUAAACUGAUGAUACAAACAAACUCUCUACGAGGGCGCCAUAUAAGAGAAUCUGAGGGGCUGAUAUAUGAGGAAAAUAUCCCACAGGCAACAAUACAUCAAAAUCUAAGUGCUACACAAGGGAACCAAAGCUAUUUCCAAGACGGAAAUUCAAGCGGAGGAAUGUUGUCACCUAGGAAUUCAAUGGAUUUUCACAGUGAACCUGUAAUGGGACCUUUCGUUCUUCCAGAUUCGAAUGGUCGCAGAAUGAGUACGACAUACAAUAACUCACAGAUGAGUUCAAUGACUAGUGACUCGGACGUUCAAAACACCAGACAAAGACGAGGAUCGAUGAAUCCCAAUUUUGGCAGUACUCUACCUAAUACUUGUACCGACCAUACACAUUUGCGAAGACAAAGCAUGUGUUUGAACAUGCCAUCUUUACAUACAAAUGACACUGUCGUCCCUAACCAGGCAUAUUUAUCUCGCAGACGCCAGUCAUUACCAGUCAAUCUCACUACUUAUCCAUAUACUGACCUCGCGUCUAUUGGAAUGGAGGCGAUAUUGGCUGCCUCCGAAGCGAAAAAGCAUUCAUCGACAAAGGAAAAGUUACCAGCAGAAAAAUGUCUCUCAACAGUCUUAGAGGAAAGUGCAGACUCAGUUGACGACAAAUCGGCAAAAGAAGUAACAUUGAAAACAAACAUCAAGCCCAGUGCAGAACUUUUAAAGGAUAUAAAAGAAACUGCCAAGGAGAAGAGGAAAACGAAAGUGACAAAAGCGUUAGCUUUUCUUUCCAGCAUUCUCCUCGUGCUGGCGGGAAUUGGUGUUGUGGUUGUUGGAGUUCUCAACAUGAUGGACGGAGAAGCCGAAAUAUUUGUAGCUGUCACUAAGAAGAGUCCAAAAGACGAGAGCUUCAAAUACUACUGUUACGGACUUUGUUUUAUAGGGACAUCUGUUGUCCUUGUCUGUGUCUGUGGUCUUGUGGGAACCUUGAAAGUAAAAACAUGUCUGUUGAAAAUGGUUAUCUUGGGUUUCGUGCUGCUGCUGAUUCUCCAGGUUGUCAUGGUAACCAUGGUGGUGAUAUCACAGAAAGAUAUGCCCUCAAUUCCGCUUCUGGCCGCUGUCAUGGACGGGGUUAAGGAUGUGGUGCUGGACCACAUGAAGACGAGUCUGCAUGAUUCUUACAAAGUCGACACCUCAGUGGCUCGCGCUUGGGACCAGUUGCAAAUACAGAUGGAGUGUUGUGGAUGUCAGAAUCAGGACGACUAUAAAUAUAGUGCUUGGUGGAACACCACCGCAAACUCAAAGACAAAGAUGCCUGACAGUUGUUGUAUAGUGGCUGUAAAAGAUAUUGAUAAUAUCAAACCAACAAACCAGUUUCUCUGUCAGUCCAUGACGCCGGGAUUCUGGCACGAUGCGGGAUGCCAUGAUAUUCUAAUGAUAUGGUACAAACAAAACAGCGUCAUGGCUUUCGGCGCGACGACAGGCUUAGCUGCUCUCGAGAUGGUGAGCCUACUAUGUACUGUCCGGUUAUACUUGAGGCUGAUACAAAUGACAAGCAAUGCCACUGCUGGAAGUGUUUAA